Messenger RNA from Alternaria postmessia, 516 nucleotides. RefSeq lists its product as uncharacterized. The record is from RefSeq and is a predicted model, not a curated record. NCBI's taxonomy places the organism in Eukaryota, Fungi, Ascomycota, Dothideomycetes, Pleosporales, Pleosporaceae. The transcript is spliced from 2 exons. The coding region runs from base 1 to 516 and encodes 171 amino acids.
AUGCAAGACAAGAAGAAGCAAACGCAAUAUUACUCCCACAUGUCGAAAGCCUUUGCCUCAAUGUGCCACGUCUUCGCGACCGUCAUGGACAAAAGCAUUGGGCUCGACGCCGCGACGGUGAACGACGUUAACCAGAAUGGCCUCUGGUUCCACGCUGAGUUUCCAACCUUACAACGGCUCAAGCAAGUUACCAUGAUCGAAGCAAUAUCAGAAGAUGGAGGAAAGAGGUUUACAUAUUGGACGAGCUUGAAUAUGUUUGCAACCAGUGCGCAACAUGAAGACGUUGUUGGCGAUUCGCCAAAACGCGCGGACACGUUAGAUUUCGACUGGGAUCAGUCCACAGCUGAUGAUAUAUUUGUCGAAGAAUGGGAUGUGGAUCCCCUGAUCAUUCUCAAGGGAAAGGGAAGUGAGGCCUUCAUUGCCAAUGUCAUGUGCAUCAAUGCGAAUUGCUUCGAAGAAUGGGCGAGCGUAAGAGAAGUUGGUAUUGAUCUGAGCGAGAAAGCAAACUCAUUAUAG